GGCCGUUAAAGCCAACGUCAGCGGCUGCGGUGAGGGGAACCGAGAGCGCUGGGGGAACCGGGUCGCUCUCAUGAAAACGCCGCCAGGACGGGGGAAAGAAAACGAACUCUGGAGUGAGACAGGUGUUGUGAAGAGGCCAUUUCUUCAUCUAUGUGAGGCCUUCUGAGGACUGAGCAGGCGAUCCGAGCACUAUGGACACCUACGGGUUUACGAGUCCGGUUCUGAGCGAGGACCGCUCUGUCAUGGGCCGCAUGCAGAAGAAAUUCUGGAAGACGAAGCAGGUUUUGAUCAAGGCGACGGGAAAGAAGGAGGACGAGCACGUGGUGGCGUCGGACGCGGAUCUGGACGCAAAGCUGGAGUUUUUUCGUUCGAUACAGACCACCUGCACGGAGCUCUUGAGGGACAUCGAAAAAUACCAGCAAAGGAUCACACGCCUGUCUCAGGAGGAGAACGAGCUCGGACUGUUCCUUCGCUUCCAGGCGGAGCACGACAAAACCAAAGCAGGAAGCAUGAUGGACGCCACCAGCAAGGCCCUGUGCACCUCCGCCAAACAGAGGUUGGUUCUUUGUCCCCCGCUGCAGCGGAUGGAGCAGGAGGUGGAGACGUUUCGGAGGAGGGCCAUCGCCGACACGCUGCUGACCGUCAGCCGCAUGGAGAAGGCGAGGACCGAGUACCGCGGCGCUCUUCUCUGGAUGAAGGACGUCUCGCAGGAGCUGGACCCCGACACCUACAAACAGCUGGAAAAGUUCCGCAAGGUGCAGGCACAGGUGAGGGGAACGAAGGUGCAGUUCGAUAAGCUGAAGAACGAUGUGUGUCAGAAGGUGGACAUGCUGGGGGCGAGUCGGUGCAACAUGCUCUCUCAUUCCCUUUGCACGUACCAGACUACCCUCCUGCAGUUCUGGGAGAAAACGGCGAACAUCAUGUCUGGCAUCCACGACUCCUUUAAGGGAUACGUCCCGUACAACUUCACCACCCUGAAGGAGUUGAGGGACCCGCUGGAGCACCUUUCUGAUGGUCUAUCACUGGAGGACGACAAAGAUGAAGAAAAGCAAAGGAACGCAGACAAACUAGUCUCACUAGAGGAGGAGGAGACGGGAAAAUCUGCGCUUGAGGCUGGUUCUCUUGCUGGAGUUGAUCAGGACCGAGCCUCCUUCCCAGCCAGUUUAGACUCGGCUUUGUUUGAGCUCUCACGCCCCGUCAGCAACAUCACUACACACGAUGACCUCUUACUCAUGACCCCCGACCCCAACCAGAGUCGUGCCGUGGUCCCAUUCCUACCGAUACCACAUCCUCAGAGCCACCCAGAGUCUGCACUGCCCCCUGCUGUCCAGUGGGACGAGUCUCAGGGGCAGAGCACGGAGUCCUUUGUCACUAUACCACUGUCUGAAAAGGCCGGCGCAGAUUUGCUCUCGGGUCUCGCGCCGCACUUCGGCGCGGAGGAGGAGGAAGGAGAGCGAGGUGAUCUGUCCUUCCUGCAGGACCUGCUGAGCCCAGGGGCCUCGAGCGGAACAGACGAAUUCAGCAAGGCGUGGCAGGACGCUUUCGGCUGCUUCGAGGCCCCCCCGAGCGCCCCCUGUACCACACAAGGCUCUUUUCCUGCGGCGCCACCGAGCACCGUCACCACCAGCGCCGCUGCGCCCCGCUCUCCCUCACAGCCUCCGAGUCCCACCGGCUUCCUGCCUUCACAGCUCCUCGACCACGGCCUCAGCACCACUGGAUGGAUGACUCCGCCCAUGUUUCAAACCGCUCCCCUUCAAGCCACGCCCACUUCCGGUCAGGCCCCGGCUCCGCAGCACAGCCCCAGGACGCUGGAUAACGCUCCCAAAGGUGGAGGUCGGGACAUGUCCGCAUGGUUUAACCUUUUCGCCGACCUGGACCCGCUUUCCAACCCCGAUGCUAUCGGGCGAAGCGAUGAAGAGCUGCUCAAUGCCUGAGGAUUUGUUCCCUCAGUUCCUGUACAGAAGAAAAAGAAAACACUAGAGCUGGAUAUUCUUUGUGCUGAGUCUCACUGAGCCAAGGAUAGAUCCAGGAAACAUGGAUCGCCUGUUAUCUCAAUGCGUGUGUGUGUGUGCGCGCUGUACAUUUCUUUAGCAACGUGUGUUUACUUUUUUUUUUUUUUUUUCUAUGUUUUUUUCCUCGACAGAAGAUUGGACUAUUUAUAUGUUGUGUAUGAAUCUAGUGAUGAUGAUGAUGCCUCCAAGGGAGAUGAAGGUUUUCAGGAUUGUGUUUCUACACUGGAUCUGUGAAGUUUCACGCGACAGCAAGCGUUCACACACUGGAAGUCGCGCAAGACAUGUUUACCCGAAUCAGAAACGUGUAUUUAAAAAAAAAAAAAACUUUCACUGAUUGUUUAAGCCGUCUGUCCGAAUGCUACACUCGCAACGUUAUACACCAUUACAUAAAAAAAUAAAUGAAUAAAACUUAUAAAUUUAUUAAAGAAAAAAAGAUCCCUUAAACUAGAAUCAGGGGUUUUGAUGAGUAUCACAAGCCACAGCAAUGUUGUGAAAUAUUUAUUUCGGCGUAAUAUUUAAUCACAAAUUCAUUUUGGAAAUGAAAAAACUAAUCUCAGAUCUCAUUUAUAGCUUUAAGGAAAAGAUCUAUAACAGCAAAUAUAUAUUAAAAUGUAUGUAUAAUUACUCACGUGGCGUUGCGCAACAUCUGCUUAAAAAAUGAGAGUUUAUAUUUAUUAAUCCUCUAAAGUCUAAUAACCUGCUGUAAUGUCGAAGAGGUUUAAGGGGUUAACUGGCUGUAAAGUGUGUGUGUGUGAAAUUUUGUAUUAUAUCUCACUUUGGUAUUCACCGCAACAGAUCUGUGCAUUCUAUGCAGCCAAGUGCAAAAGUUUGUGUCCCCUAAAUUACUUUUUGCUGUUUUUUUAUUUUUUUUUUCCCCCCUAUAAAUGUCGCACAGUAUUAGUGUACAAUGUUAUUUGGGAGACGGGGGUGAAGGAAGUUCAAAAGUUUGCAUCCCCCCUUUUAAAAGCAAUGCAUGUGUUCUCUCCUCUCUUAUUCUUUAACAUUUUUUUUUCUUCUUUUUAGUAGUUACAGAUGAUAGAACUGGAACAUGGCAACAGAAAAGCAUCAUGAAUUUCGAGUCCAUGAGAGAGUUAUCAGUAACGAUGUUACCUGUGAUGUCUGCGUGGAAAGGAUUACGGAUUUUUGUCUGUCACCUGUCAGUCUGAGCCGCGCCGACAAAGCUCGUGCAUGUAGAAAAGGCAGAUAGCGUUGUUGUUU
Molecule: messenger RNA, 3230 nt
Organism: Clarias gariepinus (North African catfish)
Lineage: Eukaryota; Metazoa; Chordata; Actinopteri; Siluriformes; Clariidae
Gene: ical1
Product: islet cell autoantigen 1-like
Exons: 17
Coding region: 192-1934 (580 amino acids)
Biological process (GO): regulation of transport
Cellular component (GO): Golgi apparatus
Molecular function (GO): protein domain specific binding
Source: RefSeq, a predicted model, not a curated record